Messenger RNA from Salvelinus sp. IW2-2015, 3105 nucleotides. RefSeq names its product FAST kinase domain-containing protein 5, mitochondrial (gene fastkd5). NCBI's taxonomy places the organism in Eukaryota, Metazoa, Chordata, Actinopteri, Salmoniformes, Salmonidae. Gene Ontology annotation, cellular component: ribonucleoprotein granule; mitochondrial matrix. Gene Ontology annotation, biological process: regulation of mitochondrial mRNA stability; mitochondrial RNA processing. Gene Ontology annotation, molecular function: RNA binding. The record is from RefSeq and is a predicted model, not a curated record.
CUGACGCUACUAUGUUUGUACCUGCAAAUCGCCGUAGGUCAGAGCUCAUCAGGGACAUUACAGACAAGGAUGUUUCUGAAAUGUCAUAAAAAAUGAUAUAUAUUUUUCCUUGUGUAAGAUAUUGCUAUUAUCGCUUCUGAGGUGGAUGUCUGCGGGAUCAUUAUGCCAUGUGGCUAGGCUACGCCAUCUCUCCCUAGCCCUCCACAGGCAGUUCCUCAGGGCUCGGCAUCUGCACAACGCUUAUGGAGAACCUGAAACGGAGGGACUCGAUGAGGAGGACAGGAAGGAAGGGGUACUUCCCGGGGGCUACAGGUUACAGUACAACCCCUCCUCUUACUAUCGGCCCCAGCAUGACCCUGGAGCCUCCCUGAGCAGGUUGGAGAUGGAGGAGCAGUGUCAGUCCACCGUCACCUCUGCCUUCAGGCAGCAGAGUAACCGCUACAGUGUCAGCUCCUCACGCCGCCUAUCCAGCACCAAGAACACUCUGCUGGACCUGGCCUUCAACAGAGGCACUGGGGCUAAGGCAGAAAGGGCACCCCCCUACCGCACAGAACCCCUAACCCCAGACGUCAAAGGCGACCCCCGUGCCUUCCAGACAUGCCGCCCAGAGUACUCAGCCAUGACCCUUGACCUGUCCCAGCGGCCUGCCCCAGUCCAUUCCAAGCAGGCCUUUUUCCUGCUGCACAAAGUGACCGUCCUGAAGGGCAGCAUGGACCCUGUGGACGUAACCGGUUUCCUCACCAAGCUUAGCCACCUGCACCCUGACCAGACACCUUUAGUGAGGGGUGACACGCGUUUCAUCAUGCUGCUCCGCUACUCAGUGGAAAACCUGAGUCACUUCAGUCACUCCCAGCUACUGAAGGUGCUGAGGUCUUUUGUUUGGCUGGGCCUGCCCCCCACUCACAGCAUGCUGGGGCUGUAUGAGGCUGAGCUGGGCCGCAGGGCCGGGGAGAUGGGCCUCCACCAGCUGCUGUUGGCCGCAGACCUGUGGCGCUGCCUGGGGAGGUCUGUGCCUCAGUACCUGCAGUGCCUGUAUGACUGCGCCAGCCUGCACUUAGGCCAGGUAGGUGUCCCUGAGAUAGUCCAACUUCUGUAUGUGAUGGGGGAGGGCAGGCACUGCCCCAAAGAGCUAGUUCACCCCUUAGAGCAGAUACUGAUGCGUCACCUGGACCAGCUGGAGCCAGAGGAGGUAGGUGCUGUGUGCCUGGGCCUGUUCAAGUCCCAGACAGCUCUCUCGGAAGGAGCGGUGAACCGGCUGGUGGACAGAGCCCACUCGGUUGUGUAUGAGAUGAGUGACUUUGCCAUGGUGAACGUGAUGAAGCUGCUGCGUUUUAGCUACCUGGACCAUCGGGCUUGGCUUGAGGUCAUGGCGCAUGAGGUGCCUCGCCGCGCCCCCAGCAUGGGCGUCCAGGGGCUGAUGCAUGUGGCACUAGCCUGCUCGUCCCUGCAUUACCGCAACGAACGCAUCCUCCUGGCUGUUGCUGAGCGCCUGCCGUCGUUAGCGCCACACUGUCGGAGCAAAGACUCAGGCAAGCUGAUAUGGGCCUUUGGGACCCUAGGUGUCCUGCCCAGCCAGUGCCCUAACUUCUACCCCAGCCUCAUUGAGGCCCUCCGGCAGAGAGAGGCUGAGUUCCAGCGCUAUCCUGAGCACCUCCUAACAGGGCUCCUCGGUCUGGCUUUCAUCUGUCACCUCCCUGAGGACCUUGUGGAGUUAGCUUUGAGCCCCGAGUUUGUUAGCCUAGCCACCAGGUCCAAACAGCAGGAUCUGAAGAAAGACUUGUUCACUCUGGAUGGGACGGUGGCGUUGGAGCUGCCUCACUGGACUGGCCCGCGGCUGAGUAGAGAGCUGCGGGAGGAGACAACAGAGAUUCUGUGGCGCUUUGCCCAGAAGGACGUGUGUCAGAAGGUUGAGGUCCUGGAGGCAGAGGCCGUGUUACGGGACCUUCUGGGUGGAGAGGAGUUUGUGAGCAAACGAAUGAUCCUGCCUCACACCCGCUCCAUCGACCUGGAGGUGCAUUUGAACCCUGUCGGACAGCCGCUACCUGUGACCUCAGCGCAGACAUACCCCAUUUCCUCCCAGGAUUGGAGCACUUCUUCUGGCUCUUCUACUCAGGGCUGGGAGAAGAUCAACACAGGAGUCACUCUCACCAAGGACCUUUUGACUCAACUUACCAAUGGCAGAAAGACCCCCCUUCCCCCAACCCAAGCUUCUAAGCUGCCCCUCCGAAGGACAGAGCCGGAUGAGGGAGGGGGGCUGUUCAGUGUGGGAGUCGACCUGACGGACGGGCUUGUGGGGGCUCUGACCAAACGUAACAACCCAGACCCACUCCCCAGGGACUCCCACAAAGCCUCCAUAGCCCCCAUCAGACUGGCCAUUCAGGUGACGAACAGGAACCACUACUGCUACCGCUCUCCACAGCUGCUGGGGCUGCACGCCAUGAAAAGGAGGCAGCUGAAGCUGACUGGAUACCAAGUGGUGGAGCUGCCUUACCGUGAGUGGUUCCCUCUGCUGAGGCGAACCCACGCUGAGAAACUGGCCUAUAUGCACUGCAAGGUUUACGGCACCCUUGACUGACGUGUUCACAUGUUGAAGGGCUAGGUGGAGAUUAACAUUUUAGCUAACACCUAUCCAGUGCUUUUAGAUCUCUGAACACUGAAGUGGUAGAGGCUAGGAACCCGAAAUGAAACCAGGCCCAAGGCUUACCAGGACAGUGGUUUUUUUUUGUAAGCUUAUGGGCAAUCCUUGUUGAGAGGCUGUUGAAUAUAAUGUGUCAGAUUUUUACCUUGUCAGCUCAGGGAUUCGAUCCAGCAACCUUUCGGUUACUGGCCAAACACUCUAACCACUAGGCUGCCUGCCACCCCUGAUCAGUGUGAGAGGUGUCAAAAAUAAAUGUUAUGACUGCAAGAUUUUGAACGGCAGCCAAACAUGACUUCUGCAUGUUCUUCAUGUGUGGGAUGGAAUUUUUUUGUUGCUAGGCCUGAGCUAAAUGGUAAAAGAGGAUCUAUUAAGCGACCGUAAUGAAUGAAUACUUUGAAUGUACAGUACAUAUCACUUCCUCACUGUUGACAUGUUUGCAGUAUUCCAUUAAAAACCGCUUCAGAGAA